Molecule: messenger RNA, 3373 nt
Organism: Toxotes jaculatrix (banded archerfish)
Lineage: Eukaryota; Metazoa; Chordata; Actinopteri; Toxotidae
Product: neurturin
Exons: 7
Coding region: 2250-2927 (225 amino acids)
Molecular function (GO): growth factor activity; receptor tyrosine kinase binding; glial cell-derived neurotrophic factor receptor binding
Source: RefSeq, a predicted model, not a curated record
GUUGAUUGGUUGUUUGUCUUUUAUCUCAGUUGUUGAGCUCAGGUCCCUUACAGAAGCAAGAGACAAGUGCAACAUCAUAAAAAAAAAGAAGACGAGAAAGAGUGAGUACAGGAGGUCAAAAACUCAGCAUUUAAAGUGUGGCCCUCAUCCAACGCAGGACUUAAACGAAACAUCACGCAGCAUGUAGCCAUGUUCGCUGGAUCCGCUUUCAUCCCUGCACUGUUUUCUGCCUUUGGGGACGGGUUCCUGGAACUAAAUUUCAGCGCCAGUUAAGGAGGAGGUGAUGGUUCCAGGUAUUUUCAGCUCUUGCAGGCGUAGCUGCAUACUUCACUUCCACGGCUGCUGCGCUGAGCCAGCUGUCUGCACCAGGACUGCGCCAGUCAUUACCACUCUGUGAGCGAGAAUCUCUAACAUCCUUCUCCUGGCAAACUGCUGCUAAUUCAGUGGAUGCUGCUCCGCUCCACACUGUAAGCCAUGUGUCAGCUCGUAGGCUUGGAGACGCAGCUGCAGCUGCAUCCAAUCAAAAGCAUCUGCAAAGUAAACAAGGAAAUCAAAGCAUCCGCAUCAGUUACAACACUACUUUUAAAGCUUCAGGUCCUUUGUGUCCCUGUCCACAUGACACUGUAGACACAGACAGAGUAAAAGAGUCUGUGGGAUUGAAGAGAAGAAGAGCAAGUUGUGAAGGUGAUGCCAACAAAACAGAAGUUCAGAGGUCUUCAGCGUGUUUCGGACUGCUGUUCAUCCACUCACAGACUGACCUCAUGAUGUAGAUUGGAAAAACAUUUGCCCGGUGUUGUUUUCACAUGGAAUUAACCCUGAUUAUUUCUUAAUGUCCCAACAAUGUACUACUUACCACCUGAGCACCUCUCUUUAAUGUCCCUGCAAGAUGGAGCACUGGCCGAUCAGUUUGAUGGACAAUCUGAAGCUUUUAGAUCACCACACAAUCAGCCAAGAGAAAAUGCUCGUCCUGAAAUCGUUUUUUACACUACGUGGAUGCUGAGAAAUGAUGCAGUCUUUUCGGAUCUGACUGCAAAAUAAACAUACACACAAAAACAGCUUGGUCGCACCACGUUUUUCAGAGAGCCUGAGGUGAACUGUCUGCAGGAAAUGGGAGGUGAACAGUUAUAGUGAGUUCACCGGAUUCCGUCCUUUGCUCCUUCGCUCACUGUGACCGCUGACACAUGAAUGUAAACAUGUGAUGGUGUGACGUUCACUGAAUAACUGAUGCUGUCGUUUUUUUCUCCUGAGAGGACAGACCCCAGGUUCACAGCAUGAGAAAAUGGAUUUGUUGCUAAUUUCUUAGGGAAUUUGCAGAGCUAUAGUACAGUAUUAGGUAAGGCAGGUCCUGCAUUAUUAGACCAUUACUGGAUAAGUUUGCGGCCAAGUCUUGUAGAGGCCCCUGUGUCAAAAUCUAGUUUAAGGGGAAGGUUCUGCUCUAAUGGUUAAGAUUCCCCUUCCUUGGGGACCUUCGCUGCAUUUUGUACACCCCUCUCACUCCCUGUUUCCUGUCUGUAUCAUUGAUUUCUGUUCAGUAAAGGAUAAAAUGCCUCACAUAGUAAGUAACAUACAUGGAUGCAUAAAUAAAUUCAUGGAUAUUAUUACCUGAUUAAUCUUUCUUCUGCAGUAAAAAAAAUUCAGGAGUAAGUAAAAGCGGCACUUACUUAAAAAAUAGUAUGAAGAAUGCUCAUAUUUUCGUAUAGGAUGCACAAAUCAUGGUGACAUCUGAAAAGUAACGGAAGUGUCUAACAAGUUCAUGAUUUUCAGCUUGUAUGAUCCCUGGCUUCCUUCAGCACUGCAGAGAAUAAGCCCUAUUAUGUAAAUAUGUAGCCGGUGUUGAGUUGAUUUUAAUGCCACAGCAAGAGAUCAUGUGAUGGAGGAGGGAACAUGACACCGUAGGCUACACGCACACACACACACACACACACACACACACACAUCUGGAAAUGAAGCUCCGGUCGGAGCCCACACCUGUCUUGCUGCAGGACGCGCGGCGCCGCACGGCAGCUCUCCGGGCUCAUCAGCAGCGUAUCUGACAGCAGUGAGCUCAGUCCCGCAGGAGCAGCUCUGCGGUCAGUGCUGUCACACUCUGACAGCGUCUCCAGCCAUGAGGAGCACCGACAGCAGGACUGCGACACUAUGCCACCGGAUAUAACCGAGGAAGCGACGCAGAGCCCCGCAGAGAAGAUCCAAGUGUCAGUGGAUUAUUGCAGCACAGGAACGCCAGCGGUUUGCUCUGUACACCCACGUCCAUGAUCGGGAGGGAGAGCAAAGUUGGCAAAGAUGGAAGAACCUGGUGGAGGCAGGAGGCGUCGACUACCCAGCAUCACCUGAAGAACUGGAAGGUGAUGUUGUGGGUGGUGGCGUCAUUGCUGACACUGGUAGAAGAUGUGUUUUCUGAGGAGGACAAUAAAGAGGCUCAGUCAGACAUCCAGCAUGUCCUCAUGCAGCCUUCCUGGUCUCCUACAGAGGAUCUGGAACAGGAUAACAGAGUGCACACAUCCUGGCCCCAUGCCUUUGAAGAGUGGUCACUGAUGCAGGAAGACGAAAUCCAGCAGGGCAGAUGGCGACGCUCCCCUCGUGACCCAAACUCACCCAGAACAUCAAGGAGGAACCGCAAGAAGCUCAAGAGCAGCCGUGACUGCCAUUUGGAGAGGAAGGAGAUGCGGGUGCGGGAUCUUGGCCUUGGCUAUGACUCGGACGAGAUAAUCCUCUUCAAGUACUGUGUUGGCACAUGCCACAGCUCCCGCAAGAACUAUGACCUGGCCCUCAAGACUCUGAUGGACAACGGGAGCAUCUCUGGCAAAAAGGUCAGCAGUCACCCCUGCUGUCGGCCUAUCCGCUAUGAGACCGUGUCCUUCAUGGACACCCAGACUACCUGGCAGACAAUUAAGUGGCUCUCAGCGGCCAAUUGCAGCUGUGUGGGCUGAUUGCAAAGAGGAGUGUGUAUCUGUAACACACAAACACAGAAAAAGCUCUAUUGUGAAAGAGCAGGAUGUUGUGAGGCCUGGUCUCUACUUUGGGUGACUUAAGCCUGGUUCAUGUGGUCUAAGGCGUGACCCUGAGAUGGGCUCGACAGUGCUCUGCUAACAGCUCCGUUAAUAGCUCGACUGUUGUUGAUGGAGGUUCGUAUACCCUCAGACAGAGCCCGAUGGCACCAGUGGGCCAUCUGGAAGUCUGCCUCAAGCCCUGGGCAGUGGAAGAUUUGUUUAAAUGCCACCAGCAAUAAGCACAGAGGAGGAAACUUAGCAGUACUGUUCCAGUUCAUAGUGUAUUACAGCUUGUGUCCUUCAUUCAGUCUGUUGAAGGCUUUCAGGUGAUGCUCAGAGACAGAAGCUCAGAGUAAUUGAUUACAUUUCUAAGCAUGCAGUUUGGC